AUGGGUGGUCAUGUUAUAUUCAGCCAUUACGACUAUUUCGACGAGCUACUCGAUGCGGCAGUAGGAUCUGGCCCCGAGUACUGGAACGUUCAUCAGCGAGUCAGCUAUGUAUGGAUAAGAGAAAGGUGGGUGCCAUACCCCUUCCAGAACAAUCUCUACUGUCUACCACUCGAGGAUAAGAUUGAGUGCAUCAAUGGCGUUAUCGAAGCGACUAAGUUGUCCGCAUCGUCACAGCGAGAGAAGCCGACUACCUUUGAUGAAUGGAUACUUCGCGUGAUGGGUGAUGGAAUUGCCAACCUCUUCAUGCGGCCGUACAACUUCAAAGUAUGGGCUUAUCCUACCACGGAGAUGCAGUGCGACUGGCUUGGUGAACGUGUUGCGACAGUUGAUGCCAAAAAAGUGAUUGAGAAUGUCCUCCGCGAUGAACCUGCUGCUGGUUGGGGGCCAAACGCUGUUUUCCGAUUCCCCAAACACGGUGGUACCGGGGGUAUUUGGAAAGGAGUGGCUGCAUUAUUGCCGCAGGAGCGGAUACACUACGGAAAGGAGAUGAAGCAAAUCGAUUUGGACAAUCGAAUAGCGACUUUUCAUGAUGGUUCGACCAUUCGGUAUGGGAAGUUGCUCAGCACGGUUCCACUAGACCUCGUUUUAUCGAUGCUGACAGCCGAGAGUUUUGGGAAUACUUUGAAGCUUCGGAGUCGGCUUGAAUACUCAA
Molecule: messenger RNA, 712 nt
Organism: Perkinsus marinus ATCC 50983
Lineage: Eukaryota; Perkinsozoa; Perkinsida; Perkinsidae
Exons: 8
Source: RefSeq, a predicted model, not a curated record